AUGUCAGACAAGUACGUGUGGUUUAAAGGGAUACCUCUCCCUGCUGUUGAUUUCAUACCCGAACUCCUGAGAGAAGAGUGGGAGAAUUUUGUGUUUAAGGAUGAAGAUGUCUUAAUAGUGGCUUACCCCAAAUCAGGAACGAACUGGUUGAUUGAAAUUCUCUGCCUGAUUCACUCCAAGGGGGAUCCCAAGUGGAUCCAAUCUGUGCCCAUUUGGGAACGCUCACCCUGGGUAGAGGCUGAGUAUGGGUAUAACAUACUAAAGGAUAAGGAAGGCCCCCGCCUCAUCAGCUCCCACCUCCCCAUCCAACUCAUCCCCAAGUCUCUCUUCAGUUCCAAGACCAAGCUGAUUUAUCUCAUCAGAAAUCCCAGAGAUAUUCUCGUGUCUGGUUAUUUUUUCUGGAGUAUUUCGAAGUUUGUUAAGAAACCAGAGUCAAUGGAAGAAUAUUUUGAAUGGUUCAUCCAAGGAAAUGUGCCAUAUGGAUCCUGGUUUGACCACAUUCAUGGCUGGAUGUCCAUGAAAGGGAAGGAGAACUUCCUGAUACUGAGUUAUGAAGAGCUGAAACGGGACACAAGAAGCACUGUAGAGAAGAUCUGCCAAUUCCUGGGCAAGAAAUUAGAACCAGAAGAACUGAACUCACUCCUCAAGAAUAGCUCUUUCCAGGUCAUGAAAGAAAACAAGAUGUCCAAUUAUUCCCUCCUGCAUGGUCAGUAUUUAGAUGAGAAGAAUGGAUCAUUUAUGAGAAAAGGCAUUUCUGGGGACUGGAAAAAUCACUUCACAGUGGCCCAAGCUGAAGCCUUUGAUAAAAUAUUCCAAGAGAAGAUGGCAGAUCUUCCUCAAGACCUGUUCCCAUGGGAAUAAUGUUCAAAAAUUCUAGAUCUUAUUUGAAUAUUGAUAUUUGUUUUCCUGUCCUUGUACAUGCGCAUGAAGGAGGGUAAUUGCAGAAAACCUGUAUUUCACCCUGGGGCCUCGAGUGAUCAAAUCUUUGCAUCUUUGAGGGCUUGAUUGUUAAAAAUUACCAGGGUACCAUUAAUUCAU
Molecule: messenger RNA, 1038 nt
Organism: Diceros bicornis minor
Lineage: Eukaryota; Metazoa; Chordata; Mammalia; Perissodactyla; Rhinocerotidae
Product: sulfotransferase 2A1-like
Exons: 6
Coding region: 1-861 (286 amino acids)
Biological process (GO): sulfation
Cellular component (GO): cytoplasm
Molecular function (GO): sulfotransferase activity
Source: RefSeq, a predicted model, not a curated record